This is a messenger RNA of Suncus etruscus (white-toothed pygmy shrew), 1068 nucleotides long. It is a transcript of the gene MGARP, whose product is annotated as mitochondria localized glutamic acid rich protein. The coding region runs from base 1 to 1068 and encodes 355 amino acids. The record is from RefSeq and is a predicted model, not a curated record. Gene Ontology annotation, cellular component: mitochondrion. The transcript is spliced from 5 exons. Gene Ontology annotation, biological process: anterograde axonal transport. Lineage: Eukaryota; Metazoa; Chordata; Mammalia; Eulipotyphla; Soricidae.
AUGUAUCUCCGAAGAGCCGCCUCCAAGACCCUGGCGCUGACGAUGACCCUAAGGGCGCCUCCCGGACCCGCUCCGCUCAGGAAGGACGGAAGCUCCCGCACAGCUGGAGCUGUCCAGCGGCGCUUCUCGGUGCGCUGCGUCCCGGUCUGUGGUACAAUGGGUCUGGCCCGCAGCGUGGACACAUCUCUUCGCUGGAUGUCAGCCAACAAGUUCCUGGGACCCCCUGGGUCAAACACGAUCUACUACCUGGUUGUAGGGGUCACCGUCAGUGCUGGUGGAUAUUAUACCUAUAAGGCGCUCACUCCUGACCAUGUCAAGCAUGUGGAACCUGGGACCGAUUGGACUGGAGAUGCCUCAGAGGAGCCACAGCUAUUCCAAGGUCCCACUAGGAGCGAGGCCCCAGCUGAAGAAGCUCCUGCAACACCUCCGGAAGUCAUAGCCCGUGAAGCGCCGGCAGGUGCAGGGGGCAUGAAGGGGGCGGAGACCCCACUGGGCUCGGAAGUGAAGUUGGUGAAGCCAGAGGUGGAGUUGACGGUGCAGUCGGUGAUAGAGCCGGUGAUAGAGCCGGUUGUGGAGUCGAUGGUGGAGCCGAAGUUUGAGUCGAUGGUGGAGCUGGAGGUGGAGUCUGCGGAGAAGCCAGUGGUCGAGACCCCAGCAGAGACCUCAGUGGAGCAGAUGAUGGAGAUGGAGUCGGUGGUGGAGUCAAAGGUCGAGCCAGUGGUGGAGGUGGAGUCAAUGAUGGAAUCAGUGAAAGAGUCAAUGGUGGAACCGGAGGAGGUGGAGUUCAUGAUGGAGUCAGUGGAGAAGUCGAUGGUGGAGCCAGAGGUGGAGUCACUGGUGCAGAUGAUGGUGGCAGAGUCCAUGGUGGAGUCAGCAGCAACAUUUGCUCCUGCAGAUGAAACACCUCCAGAAGAGGGCAACCCCCCGGCUGUCAGCCCUGAGCAUUCUGCCAGGGCAGCUGCUGCUGAGGCUGGAGAUGGCAUGCAGGAUGCGGAAUGGGAGGCCCCUGGGUCUGAGCUGGAAACCACAGUCAAAGUGGAACCCCAGCCCAAGGACCCUGAGAUCUGA